GAAUGACGAUGAACUCCUGGGGUCUGCUCACUUUAUGGAAGGAACCAAUUCCUUUGAAGAGCAUUGAAGUGCAGCUGGAGGUGAAAGACCAUGUGGCUACAGUGGUUUCUACUCUGAACUAUGAGAACCAGGAGGAUAAACCAAUAGAGGCUGUGUUUGUCUUCCCUCUGCCUGGAGAUGCUGCUGUGUGUCAUUUCAGUGCUCAGAUUGGACAGACACACAUCGUAGCCGAGGUUAAGGAGAAACAGGAGGCUAUGGAGGAGUAUGAUGAUGCUCUGAGCUCCGGGCAGCAGGCCUUCCUGUUGGAGGAGAGUGAGGAGAGUUCAGAUAUCUUCUCUCUGAAGGUGGGCAGUCUGCCUCCAGGAGAGAGCGCCUCCAUUGGGCUGGAAUAUGUCACUGAGUUGGCUGUGCAGGCUGAUGAUGGGCUGAGGUUCUGUCUGCCUGCUGUACUCAACCCUCGAUACCAGCCACAGGGUAGCGAUGGUCCCAGUGGCCAGGUGACCUCAGUUCCAGCCUCUCUGGUUCCCUACAGUCUGUCCUUUUCUGUCCAAGUGUCCUCUCCUCAUGCAAUCUCUAAAGUAGAGUCCAGUUGUUCCCUGGAGCCUCUUCAGUACCUUAACACUGAUCAAACUCAGGCCACGGUCAAGUUGGCUGCAGGACACAAGUUUGACAGAGACAUUGAACUGCUGAUUUAUUACAAAGAUGCCCACCAGCCCACUGCUGUGGUGGAGGCAGGACAGGCUUCUGCCAAACCUGGUUCUCUGAUGGGGGAUCCAGUGGUGAUGGUGAGCUUGUACCCUGAGUUCCCCCAAUCUGUGAUGUCCUCACUCACCUCCUGUGGAGAGUUUGUGUUUCUGAUGGAUCGAUCAGGAAGUAUGGCAUUACCCCUGGACUGCAGCAAUGAGGAAAAACGCUGCAUCAGCAGUGCACGGGACACUCUGAUGCUCCUGUUGAAGAGCUUACCAAUGGGCUGUUACUUCAACAUCUACAGUUUUGGUUCCAGCUUUGAACAUAUCUUUCCUACGAGCAUGGAGUACAGUGAGAAGACCAUGAACAAGGCUCUAAAAGAGGUUGAAAAGAUGGAUGCAAACCUUGGUGGAACAGACAUUCUUCAGCCUCUCCAACACAUUUAUAGCCAGCCCUGCAUUCCUGAACAGCCUCGACAGCUGUUUGUCUUCACUGAUGGAAAGGUGGGAAACACUAAAGAAGUUAUUGACCUUGUUAAGAAGAAUUCAGGCUCCCAUAGAUGUUUCUCCUUUGGGAUCGGAGAUGAAGCCAGCUCUGCUCUCAUCAAUGGGAUGGCCAAAGAGGGAGGAGGUCACGCUCAGUUCAUCAUAAGGACUAACAGGAUGCGACCAAAGGUUAUGCAGUCACUCAGGGUUGCUCUGCAUCCCAAUGUGGGGGACAUUUCUGUCUCUUGGGAUUUACCAAAGCGAGUGUCUGCCACCAUUCUCUCUCCACCACCAGCAAUCUUUCAGGGUCAGAGGUCCCUGAUUUAUGCUCAACUCACAGGACAGAGUUCAGAUGCAACAGAGGGCAGCGUGACAGUGAAGUACACCCUGGCAGGUCAUCCCCACCAGAACCAGUUGCACUUCGAUUUAAAACCUGCAGAGGACUCUGGAUUAACAGUCCACAGGUUAGCCUCUCGCACUGCCAUUCGCUCCUUGGAGUCGCAGCAGAGGACACAAAGUGGACAGCAGGAUGAAGAAGUGAAGAAGAAGGUGGUGGAGCUCAGUGUCCAAUCAGGAGUGAGCAGUUCUUUUACUGCGUUCAUUGCUGUCAACAAAGCCAGGCAGUUCAAGUCAGCUCAACGACCAGUGGUGCUCAGAUAUAUUCCAAAAGAUAACCUUAAAUCCUUACGGACAGACAUUCAGCCCCCGCGGCCUGGUAAAAACCUUCUGCUGCAGCUGGUCUCCCUACAGAAGGCAUCCGGCUUCUGGGAGCUUGAUACAGAUCUGGCCACUGUGCUUGGAAAGAUCAAAAAGGAGGUGAAGAAGUCAAAGCCAAAAUCGGUGGGUUACUCUCAAUAUAAGGAACAAUAA
Cyprinodon tularosa is the source of this 2042-nucleotide messenger RNA. Its product is annotated as von Willebrand factor A domain-containing protein 5A-like. The record is from RefSeq and is a predicted model, not a curated record. Lineage: Eukaryota; Metazoa; Chordata; Actinopteri; Cyprinodontiformes; Cyprinodontidae. The transcript has 14 exons. Bases 3 to 2042 code for a protein of 679 amino acids.